Molecule: messenger RNA, 855 nt
Organism: Boleophthalmus pectinirostris (great blue-spotted mudskipper)
Lineage: Eukaryota; Metazoa; Chordata; Actinopteri; Gobiiformes; Gobiidae
Gene: tspan13a
Product: tetraspanin 13a
Exons: 6
Coding region: 1-648 (215 amino acids)
Cellular component (GO): membrane
Source: RefSeq, a predicted model, not a curated record
AUGCCAGACGGAGGCUGGCGUCGCAGAUUGGCCGGUCACCCCUCCGCCCCCACCAAUCCGCGAAUGCCACCUGUGACUGACCGACCUCUGCUCCCACAGCUGGUGAGCGUGCUGCUGGUGGGAGUGGCCAGUUGGGGGCGCCUCUUCGCUCUCGUGUCCAGUGUGCAGGUGGUGGGCGGGGUCGUGGGAGUGGGCUGCUUCCUGUUCCUCGUGGCGCUCAUGGGACUGUGUGGAGCGCUCCGACAAAACCAGAUCCUGCUCUUCUUUUACAUGAUCAUCCUGUUCAUGGUGUUUGUGAUGCAGUUUUCUGUGUCCUGCGCCUGCCUCACCCUCAACAAACAACAACAGGACCAUUUGCUGGAGGUGGGGUGGAACAGGUCGGAGGCGACUCAGAGGGACGUGGAGAGAACUCUGAACUGCUGCGGCUUCACUCACAUCAACAACUCCACCUGCACCGCUAGCUGUCUGAAGGAGGCGCUCUCCUGUCAGCCUUGCGCAGACAUCAUCACUGCUUACACCGGGGACAUCCUGAGGUUCGUCGGAGGAAUCGGACUCUUCUUCAGCUUCACAGAGAUCCUGGGCGUGUGGCUGGCGUACAGAUACAGAAACCUGAAAGACCCCAGAAAACCCCCCGGAGCUUUUCUCUAGAACUUCAACUGAACGGAUCAUCUGCUCUGUGCUUUAUUCUGUAUUUCUACUGUUAAUUUAUACACUACUACAGCUGCUGAGUGUGUCUUGUACAAAUCAUGUUUUCUGUGAAUACGUUGUUACUGUUGUAACUGUUAAAUUGUUUGUGAUUAUUGUUCCAUCACUGUGCCAAAUCUCUCAAAUAUAAUGUUUGAUUUCACUUUGAAA